AACACACGAGUGUCAGAUCAUCCGAGCUGCUCUGCUCUCGCUUCUGUUCAGUUUUCACAAACUCUGGAUUUGUUUCUAUCCUUUUUUUUUUUUUUUUUUUUUUUUUUUUUAAACACUCUCUCUGUUGUGCACAGCGGGGAUGGCCGAGCCCAGCAGGAUCUUGAUUAAAGGAGGUAAAGUUGUGAAUGAAGACUGCUCCGUGAUCAGCGACGUCUACAUCGAAAACGGUAAAAUAGUGGAGGUCGGACUGAAUCUGCAGAUCCCGGAGGGAGUGCGCGUCAUCGAUGCCACCGACAAACUGGUGCUGCCGGGCGGCAUCGACACGCACACGCACAUGGAGCUGAUGUUCAUGGGCACCAAGGCUGUGGACGACUUCUAUAUCGGAACCAAGGCCGCCCUAGCAGGAGGGACAACAAUGAUCAUGGACUUUGUCAUCCCCCAUAGGGGCAAGUCUCUCCUGGAGGCCUACGACUCCUGGCGAAAGACAGCUGACCCCAAAGUUUGCUGCGACUACUCGCUGCAUGUCGCUGUGACAUGGUGGAGCGACGAGGUCAAAAAAGAGAUGCAGACGAUCACCAAAGAGAAGGGGGUCAAUUCCUUUAAGAUGUUUAUGGCCUAUAAAGAUGUGUUCAUGCUGGAGGACUCUGAGCUGUACGCUGCCUUCUCCCAGUGCAAGGAGGUCGGAGCCAUAGCUCAGGUGCAUGCCGAGAAUGGAGACCUGAUCGCAGAGGGGGCUAAGAAGAUGCGGGCUCUGGGCAUCACGGGUCCAGAGGGCCAUGAGAUGUGUCGGCCGGAGGAGGUGGAGGCCGAGGCCACCCAGCGAGCCAUCACCAUCGCCCACGCUGUCAACUGCCCGCUGUAUGUGGUCCAUGUCAUGAGCAAAUCUGCUGCAAAGGUGGUGUCUAACGCACGCAGAGAUGGGCGUGUGGUGUUCGGGGAGCCUAUUGCAGCUGGACUGGGCACCGACGGCACUCACUGCUGGCAUAAAGACUGGGCCCAUGCUGCCGGCUUCGUCAUGGGUCCUCCCCUCAGACCUGACCCCAGCACCCCUGGGUACCUCAUGGACCUACUGGCCAAUGAUGAUCUCAGUGUGACGGGGACGGACAACUGCACCUUCUCUGUGUGCCAGAAGGCUCUCGGCAAAGACGACUUCACCAAGAUCCCAAACGGAGUGAACGGAGUGGAGGACAGGAUGUCUGUCAUCUGGGAGAAAGGAGUGCACAGCGGCAAAAUGGACGAGAAUCGAUUUGUAGCCGUCACCAGCAGCAACGCAGCAAAAAUCUUCAACUUCUACCCGCAGAAAGGCCGCAUCGCCAAGAACUCGGACGCCGACGUGGUUAUAUGGGACCCUAAGAUGACAAGGAGGAUAUCAGCCAAGACCCACCACCAGGCCGUGGACUACAACAUCUUUGAGGGCAUGGAGUGCCAUGGUGUCCCUGUUGUCACAAUCUCCAGAGGCAAAGUGGUCUAUGAGGAUGGGCAGCUAAAGGUGUCAGCAGGACAUGGCAAAUUCAUCCACAGGAAGCCCUUCUCUGAAUUGGUUUACAAAAGAAUCCGGCAAAGGGAUCAGGUGGGGCAACCUACAGCUGUGAUCAGAAAGCCCUAUGAAGGCAAAGUCAUCUCUGUAUGAACAACUGGCCCAAAACAUGAAAGGCAAGACUUCUCUGCAAGUCCUACAUACAUUAUGCAGCCAAAUCACUGUGAGGAGUAAAGGCGGCGAAGUUGAUGUUUAGGUCAACAACAUUAAGGUGAAUGUUCUGUUGGCAGAUAAUACCUCUAAUUUUUUAUAUUUGUUCAACUGUGUGAGGUUUGGAGGUCAGCUGUGCUCAGCACACAGUUUGGUAGAACCCGCUGUGCUGCUGAAAAUGAUAUGUUCUCUAACAUACAUUAUGCAAUCAAGUAAUUAACUGCAAGGAAUGAUAAUAGGGCUUAUGCGUGAUUUCAUGGUUACAAAAAGUGUUGUGAUUUGAAAAAAAGGAUCUUUCAUCACUUUAAAGUUUUUACAUAAUUGUGUCAUCAUUUUUAAAAACUGGCUUUAGUUGUGAAUUCAGUUGCAUAAUUCUUCUUUUACUGGGCUUUUUUUGUUGAAAUUUCUCCAUUUUGUCUUAAUGUUUGUUGCCAUUGGUAACCCAAAAGCAUCUUUCCCUUUGAUAUACUAUUCAUUAAAAUGACAAGAUUUACUUCACUGA
Molecule: messenger RNA, 2189 nt
Organism: Anoplopoma fimbria (sablefish)
Lineage: Eukaryota; Metazoa; Chordata; Actinopteri; Perciformes; Anoplopomatidae
Gene: dpys
Product: dihydropyrimidinase
Exons: 9
Coding region: 140-1630 (496 amino acids)
Biological process (GO): pyrimidine nucleobase catabolic process
Cellular component (GO): cytosol; cytoplasm
Molecular function (GO): dihydropyrimidinase activity
Source: RefSeq, a predicted model, not a curated record